AGGAAGAAUGGCGUUCGAAGAGUCAUUCGAAAGUGUUGACUAAUCAGUUUAAAAAAACAGUGAGAAUAUUGUUCAUCAGAAGGUAAAAUAAGAACAUGAUCGAUACGUUGCGGUGUUCUUAGGUAUUCAUAAUGUCAAGAAAACGACCGAGAAGAAGGGAAGGAUCGAUUGAUAGUCCUGCAGAGCGACUCAGAAAGGCUGUUGCUAGUGGGAAUGUAAAACUCGUGCGGGAUCUCAUCAAAGAUGGUUGCUCUGCCAACCAGAUGGAUGGCAAUGGCUGGACGCUUCUUCAUUUAGCUGCUAGUAGAGGGAAAGAACGCGCUCUAAGAGUGCUCCUCGAGAAAGGAGGCGAUGCAUUUGCGCGAGAUUUCGUCGGAGGUUUCACCGCUCUUCAUUACGCCGCCAUGCACGGACGGACAAGAAUCGCAAAACUGUUGUUAGAUUUCAAAGGAUUAGACAAAGAAAAGCUCGUCGAUGCAAGAAGUGAGGAUGGUUGGACGCCGUUACAUGUGGCUGCACACUACGGUAGAGACUCGUUUGUUGAGCUUCUUUUAGAAUCAAAAGGUUUUGUAGACGCGUUAAGCGACAAAGGCACGACAGCUCUUCAACUAGCCAUUAUUCGUGAAAGGACGAGUUCAAUUCGUGUCUUGUUAAACUGGGGAGCUAACAUUGAUGUUCAAUUUGGAUUCCCCCUUCGUUAUGCUGUUAUUAAAGGUAACGUUAAUUGUGUACGAAUGUUGGUUGAACACGGCGCUCUCACAAGUAUCAAAAGGCCUGAGGAUGGCCAAACUCCUCUCCAUUUAGCCGCAUUAAGGAACAGUGAACCUUUGGCACGCUUGCUCUAUAAGUUUGGAGCAGAUAUAAAUGUUUACAACGAUGAAGGACUUACACCUCUAUCGAUAUCAAGGAUGAUGUACAACCUAAACUCAAUCGAUAGAGACUGUUUGGAUUUUCUCAGCAGCGUGUCAAAAAAUCCAAGGAGUCUACAAGAUUCCUGCCGUUUUGUCAUUCGGGAAGCACUUGGUGCCAAACGACUUCAAGAUAUAUCUAAGCUACCAGUCUCAAUUAUAAUGAAGGACUUUCUUCUUUACAAAUAUGAAUAAUGUAAGAUGACAAGUAUGAAAGUCACAGCAAACUAACAGAGUUUGCUGGCUAUUAUUGGGCCAAAAAUUGCUCUUUUAUUCCUGGUAAUGAUAAGAAUUAGCUAAUGGUAACUUGAGAUGUUGGACCUUUGUGUAGUUUCCAUGGUUAUAAGUUUCCAAGAAGGAGGUUUUUUUUUCAGUCUGUGGCCAUUACUUAACAUAAGCAGGGCAAAUUGCAUAAGCUCAGGUACUUUAACAAUAGUGCUUUUAAUUAGUGCUUAAACAGGUACUCUAACAAUGGUACUUUAACAGAUUUUACUUAGUCAGGGCAGACACUUUUACAGCUACAGGAUGAUUUAGAUGUUUUUUAAUUAAUGUUGUAUGGGAAUAUGUUAUAGUUUUAAAAGGGAUUUCAGUUUAAAUUACUUUAAGAAAUAGUUUGAAUUGUAGUAUCCUCUGUUUCAUUAAAAACAGAGUCAAGAGAAUUACUGUUACCUAUGCUGAUGUUGUUUAUUUUUACUAAUUUUAAGUACCCCAUCCCAUGAAACUGUCAGUCCCUUAAACUGAACGACAAAGUUCUCAUUAAUGUAGACUGCUUUAAUUAAGCUUGUAAGGGUUGAUAGGGGGUUUUGCCAAUUCUAUGAAGAAGGAAAAAUCUUUUUUUUUUUAUUAAGCUAAAGAGACAUAUAGUUGGUGAUAAUAUUGCAAAUAUGCAUUUAAAACAAAUUAAUGAUAACAAGCCUUCUUUCUCUAUCCUUUCCUCCUGGGAAUAAUUUGUAUUAAUUGUUUCUCAUGCAGGUUAACUUUAAAGGUGCACUGCAUGGUAUGUUUAGGAAGUGUUGAAAUUUAUUACUUUAAUUCUAUCUUUGUCAGAAAAAAUGAAAUAUUCUGAACAGAUGGUCAAUAGUUUUAGGAAAAAAUAGCAUAUUUUACUUUUUCAUUGUUAUCUUAUUAAUUUGCAUCAUAGAGUCAGUUUCAUCACAGUCGAUUUUUGGUUCCCAUUUUGCUCUCAAUAGCAUGUUGUGCAUUUCAACAAGUCUUUUAGGUGUCAGUGUCAUGGUAACAUGCAUGUUUUUAUUGUUUGAAUUUAUCAAAUAAUAAAGUUUGAAACUUUAAA
Pocillopora verrucosa is the source of this 2199-nucleotide messenger RNA. RefSeq names its product ankyrin repeat and SOCS box protein 7. Gene Ontology annotation, biological process: intracellular signal transduction. Lineage: Eukaryota; Metazoa; Cnidaria; Anthozoa; Scleractinia; Pocilloporidae. The record is from RefSeq and is a predicted model, not a curated record. Gene Ontology annotation, molecular function: protein binding.